AUGAAUUUUAAUGACAUAAUUCAACAAUCUAUUGAAGAUAUUCAUUUAAAUGUUUUUUAUGAACAUUUUACAAAAAAUGACGAACAAAUUGAUUCUUAUUUAUUGAAUUAUUUAGAAAUAGUUCGAAAUCUAUUAGUUAAUAAUAAAGAAAUUGAUAAAAGUAAACUUUAUUUAAAAAUUCUUUUGGAAUAUUCAUGGGAAAAAUUAAAUACAGGCAUAUGGCAAGAUGUUAAAGAUGUAUAUCGAUAUUUAUAUGCCUAUGCUUGUUAUUUUGAUGUACUUGUUGAUUGUAGAAUAUUAAUACAAAAUGAUCAAUAUCAAGAAAUUAUAAAAAAAUGUGAUUUAGGUAUUUUACUUGGUGGACCAAUCCUGGAAAAACAAUUCAAUGAACUUAUUUCUAUAAUUAAUCAAAAUUUUAAUAAUAAUCAAGAUAAAGAUAUUGAUAUUCAUUCACCAAAACGAAUUCGUCUUGAUAAUGAUGAUAAUUUCAAUUGGAUGCCAAUUCCAAUACUUGAUCUAACAAAAGCAAUUGAACGUAUUUAUUGUCCAUCAAUUGAACAAUUUCUGACAUGUUAUAUACAAAAGAAAAAACCUGUUAUUCUCACUGGAUGCAUAGAUCAUUGGCCAGCAAUGAGAAAAUGGAGUUUUGAUUAUCUAAUUAAAUUAGCUGGUGAUCGAACAGUACCGAUUGAAUUAGGUAGUCGUUAUUCUGAUGAUGAUUGGACACAAAAACUAAUGACAAUAGCAGAUUUUGUUAAUCAGUAUUGUAGACAAAGAUCAUCAAGAUGCGGUUAUCUAGCACAACAUCCUUUAUUAGAUCAAAUUCCUGAUUUAAAAAAAGAUAUUUGUAUACCUGAUUAUUGUUAUAUUAGUUCUACUGACAAUGAAGAUGAAGAAGUUGAUCUCAAUGCAUGGAUUGGUCCAAAACAAACAAUAUCACCGUUGCAUAAUGAUCCAAAACAAAAUCUUCUUGCUCAAGUUGUUGGAGAAAAAUAUAUUCGAUUAUAUGAUCCGAUUCAUUCAUCGAGAUUAUAUGCACUUGGUUCAACUAUGUUAAAUAAUACAAGUUCGAUUGACGUUGAAAAUCCUGAUUAUGAACGAUUUCCUCUAUUUAAAGAUGUUCCAUAUUUAGAAUUUAUACUUCAACCAGGUGAAAUGCUUUAUAUGCCUGCUCGUCAUUGGCAUUAUAUGAAUUUCACAGAAUUAUUUCAGGUAACAUCACGUCAAUGUUCAUUUUCACCUGAUAAUCAAUAUUUAGCAUGUGUUAAUCAAUAUCGUUUAAUUAUUCGUUCAUCAACAACAUUAGAAAUAAUUAAUUUAUUUCCUUGUAUUGAUACAAUCGAUACUAUUGAAUGGUCAUAUGAUUCACGUUUUAUAUUAGCUGGUUUAAUUAAACGUGCUGCUAUACAAAUAUUUUCAUUAGAUAAUCCAGAAUGGAAAUGUAAAAUUGAUGAAGGUUCAGCUGGACUUUGUCAUGUACAUUGGGCACCAGAUUCUCGACAUAUAUUAACAACAGCACAAUUUUAUUUACGUAUUACUGUUUGGUCAUUAACAUCAAAAAAUGUUUCAUAUAUUAAAUAUCCAAAAAAACUUUCACCAAAUUCAUAUAUAUUUAAUUUAUCAAAAUCAUAUAUGGCAUUAGUUGAACGUCGAAAUGAUAGUACAGAUCAUAUAUCAAUAUUUGAUUAUUCAUCAAAUUGGUCUAUGAUUGGACAUUUUCAACCAAAUGAAUUUGAAGAUCUACAAGGUAUUGAAUGGUCACCAAAUAGUGAUAUUUUAUGUUUAUGGGAAAAUUGUUAUGAAUAUAAAAUUGGUUUUUAUACACUUGAUGGACAAUUAUUAAAUAUAUAUAAACCAGAAAAUGAUCGUUUUUCAUUAGGUAUACGUUGUGCACGUUGGUCGCCAACUGGACAAGUUCUUGUUGUUGGAGAUUAUGAUGAACAUUUAACAAUAUUUAGUUAUUUAACAUAUAAAAAAAUUCGUGAACCUUUUCAACAUCCACAAAGAUUAUCAUCAGGAAAAGGUUAUACUAUUCUCAAAGAAGAAGAAUAUAAUGUUGAUGAUAAUAAAGAAACAAAUGAGAAUGGUCAACGUAAAUUCUAUUCAUCUUCUAAUUAUACAUCAGCUGCUGUAUCAAAAAGUUCGAUUGAAUCAAAAUAUAUAAUAUAUAAUGGUACACUUCAAAUUGCUCCAAUAAAACCUGAUCUUGAUCGUGCUCAUCCUCGAUUAGGUGUUUCAUCAAUUGAAUUUUCUAAUUCAGGUCAAUAUGUAUCAACAAUUAUUGAUACAAUGCCAAAUCUUUUAUUUAUAUUUGAUUUUAAACCAACAUUUCAUCUAGCUUUUGUACUUAUUCAUAUUCAACCGAUACGAUGUAUUAAAUGGGAACCAAAACGUGAUCAUUUAGCUUUAUGUACACAUAAUAAUCGUUUAUAUAUUUGGUCAUCUCAAGGUGCUUCUUGUAUUAAUUUACCUUAUGAAUCUUCAAAACAUAAUAUAGAUGAAAUUAAAUGGAAUGAUAAUAAUAAUAAUUCAAUACCAAGUAUUGCAUUAAUUGGACAGAAUACUAUGUGUGUAGGUUUUGUCGAUCUUGAUGAUAAUGACAUAUGA
Molecule: messenger RNA, 2607 nt
Organism: Adineta steineri
Lineage: Eukaryota; Metazoa; Rotifera; Eurotatoria; Adinetida; Adinetidae
Source: the annotation of a GenBank genome assembly